This is a messenger RNA of Medicago truncatula (barrel medic), 1005 nucleotides long. Its product is annotated as ethylene-responsive transcription factor ERF017. NCBI's taxonomy places the organism in Eukaryota, Viridiplantae, Streptophyta, Magnoliopsida, Fabales, Fabaceae. Gene Ontology annotation, biological process: regulation of DNA-templated transcription. Gene Ontology annotation, molecular function: DNA-binding transcription factor activity; DNA binding. The record is from RefSeq and is a predicted model, not a curated record. The transcript has a single exon. The coding region runs from base 128 to 772 and encodes 214 amino acids.
AGACAAAACAAUAACAAACGACAGAAAUUCCUCUUAAAAAAAAACAUCCUUUGUGUUUUGUGUUUCGAUUCUAACAACAAAAAAACAACAACAUCGUACUAAAAACAUUACUACAUUGGUAUAAAACAUGGUGAAGUCGAAUGUGGAAAAACCUACGACAGAACGAAGUGAUUCAUCAUUGUACCGUGGAGUACGGAAGAGGAAGUGGGGGAAAUAUGUGUCGGAGAUUAGAUUACCAAACAGCCGUCAGAGAAUAUGGUUAGGUUCUUAUGAUUCUGCCGAGAAGGCGGCGCGUGCUUUCGACGCGGCGAUGUUUUGCUUACGUGGCAGUGGUGCUAAGUUUAACUUCCCUAAUGAUCCACCAAACAUUGCUGGAGGAAGAACAAUGACUCCUUCUGAGAUUCAAGCUGCUGCAGCCCGUUUUGCUAAUUCGGGUGUCCAUAUUGAGAAUUCGGGUCAACCCGGUAAUGUUGCGGUGGAGUAUGAGUCGUCGUCGGAGGGGACUGCAUUGUUGGCUAUGGAAUCUGAAGCACUGUCUCCGGCAAUGUCAGAUGCAACGGUUCAGACAGAUUAUGAUUCAAAGCAAAACGGGUUGUUUUCCGAUUUGUUUGCGGUUGAUGGGUCGGGGAGAUUUGAACCGGAUUACUCGGUUUUUCCCGGUUUUGAUGAUUUUGGUGGUAAUUUUUAUGUGCCGGACAUGCCAAUUUAUGAUUAUGGAGAAGAGAACUUGGAUGGGUUGGUGAUUCAUGACUCCUUUUUGUGGAACUUCUAAAGAUUGAAGGAUGGUAUAGAAAUGGGUCGGGUUAUGAGUAGUUUUACUAUAUCCGAGACUUAUGUCGGAUCAACAUUAGGUUUUGGGUUGGUCAAUUUUUUUGUAGGACCAAGCCCUAUGCUAAUUUAGUAGGGGUAAUAAUUUUUUACUGAGUGGUUGAUUAAUGUGGAUAUGAUUCAUGAAUCACUUGUAAAGUUCUGAGCUUAUAUAAUUGAUGGAUAAUUUUUUACUGA